GCGCAUAAUUCAGUAAUUUCUGUUUGUUCUCCUAAUUGAUUGCAAUUAAACUCGGCCCAAUCCUUUUCCUAAAAAAAAGGAUUGAGCCGAAUAAAGAAUGACCGUCCUAUACUAUGUGUUUGCAUAGAUCUUUCAUAUGUGCAGAUCUUAUAUAUACAAGAUCUAAAUUAAAUACAACAUCAAAUCGAAGACUAAAGAAGUCAAUACUUAUGUUGUUUAUUGUUGGAUUCAUAGGAUUAAUUAUGGAUCCUUGGGAUUGGUGGAUCAUUUUCUAUCCUGCAGUUUCAGGCCAUAGAUAAAGCCAAGGGGGGGCUACUUCUACCCACCCUGUAUAUUGUCUUUUUCAUUUCAUGUUACAAUAGAAACUUAUUAUUUUAUUUGAUUAUAUGAUACGAGAUUAUACGAGAAUGAAUUCUUCAUUUAUAGUAUAGGAAGAAAUAACUAUUUAUCUUUUCGAUAAGAAUUCUUUUGUACAUGACAUGAGAGAAAUCUGUCUUUCUAUUUCUAAUUGAGGAAAAGAUUCUAUCAUAAUAUAUCAUAAUAUAUAUAUUGAAGUGAUACCCGGAUUCCCCAAAAAGAAAAUCAUUUCUUUCAAUACUCACUCAUUGUUAGUUAACAAUUCCAAUGGUUGGAUCGUAUGCUUAAUUCUGAUAGGAAAUAAAAUAGUAAAAUGAUUAUUCAUCGAAUGACUAUUCAUCUAUUAUAUUUUCAUCAAAUAGUGAGCAUGAGGACUCUAUGAAAAAAUGGUGGUUCAAUUCGAUGUUGUCUAAGGAGAAGUUAGAACAUAAGUGUGGGCUAAGUAAAUCAAUGGAUAGUCUUAAUGCUGUUGGACAUACCAGUGGAAGCGAAGAGCCUAUUCUAAAUGAUACGGCGAAUAACAUUCCUAGUUGGAGUGAUAGCGGUAGUUAUAGUUUCAGUAAUAUUGAUUAUUUAUUUGAUAUCAGGGAUAGUUGGAGUUUUAUCUCUGAUAACACUUUUUUAGUUAGGGACGGUAAUGAUGACAGUUAUUCUGUAUAUUUUGAUAUUGAAAAUAAUAGUUUUGAUAUUGAAAAUAAUAGUUUUUUUCUGAGUGAACUAGAAAGUUUUUUUCCCAAUUAUUUGAAUAGUAGGUCUAAGAGUAACAAUCACUACUAUUAUCAUUACAUGUAUGAUACUCAAUCUAGUUGGAAUAAUAACAUUAAUAGUUGCAUUGCUAGUUAUCUGCGUUUUGAAGUCAGUAUUCAUAGUUACAUUUUCGGUGGUACCGACAAUUACAGUGACAGUUACAUUUCUAGUUUCAUUUCUACUGAAGGCGUAAGCGGUAGUGAAAAUAGGAAUUCUAGUAUCCGAACUGGUGUUAAACGUUCUCCCGUGCUUCCAGACAUGCUGAGCUCCAAAAAUUCUUGUACAUUAAAAAAAAAGAGAAUCGAUUCCGCAAAAGAUGGGAUCAGUAAAUAG
Asparagus officinalis (garden asparagus) is the source of this 1437-nucleotide messenger RNA. RefSeq names its product acetyl-coenzyme A carboxylase carboxyl transferase subunit beta, chloroplastic-like. The transcript has a single exon. NCBI's taxonomy places the organism in Eukaryota, Viridiplantae, Streptophyta, Magnoliopsida, Asparagales, Asparagaceae. The record is from RefSeq and is a predicted model, not a curated record. Bases 736 to 1437 code for a protein of 233 amino acids.